Molecule: messenger RNA, 1380 nt
Organism: Penicillium manginii
Lineage: Eukaryota; Fungi; Ascomycota; Eurotiomycetes; Eurotiales; Aspergillaceae
Product: aminotransferase, class III
Exons: 5
Coding region: 1-1380 (459 amino acids)
Cellular component (GO): cytosol
Molecular function (GO): transaminase activity; pyridoxal phosphate binding
Source: RefSeq, a predicted model, not a curated record
AUGACCAUCUACGAAGCGCAUCCCGGCAUGUCUAGUGCUGUUCUGCAUAGAGACACCCACUUCCUUCCUAAACAGGCCAUUGGCGGAAAGGGAAGCUAUAUCUUCCUCGAAGACGGGACUAAAUUCCUUGACUCAACCGGUGGUGCGGCUGUUUCAUGCUUGGGCCAUGGUCAUGAAGGUGUCAAACAAGCAAUCAAAGAUCAGAUCGAUCAGUUGUCAUAUUGCCAUUCCGCCUUUUUCGGCACUCCCGUAACAGAGGAAUUAGCACGGUUCUUGACAGAUUCAACUGGGGGAAAGAUGUCCAAACUGUUUGUCGUCAGCUCUGGAUCUGAGGCAGUCGAAGCCGCCAUGAAGCUUGCACGGCAGUACUUCCUAGAGCUUCCUACUCCUCAGCCUAAGCGUACAAAAUUUAUCGCUCGACUCCCCUCGUAUCAUGGUACGACCCUCGGUGCUCUAGGCCUGGGUGGACACGUCCUGCGAAGAGAACCAUUUGAGCCAAUCUUGGCGCAGAACACAUCCCAUGUUUCGCCAUGCUACGCAUACCGUGGGAAGAAAGACGGUGAAUCGGAUGCCGAUUAUGUCUCCCGUCUUGCCGUAGAAUUAGAUGCCGAAUUCAAGCGUGUGGGGUCUGAAACUGUUUGUGCCUUUGUCGCAGAACCAGUCGUUGGAGCUGCUCUGGGUUGUGUCCCUGCAGUACCAGGAUAUUUCCCUGCCAUGAAGGCCGUUUGCGAAAAGCAUGGGGCCCUGUUCAUUCUCGAUGAAAUUAUGUGCGGCAUGGGUCGAUGUGGAACCCUGCAUGCCUGGGAACAAGAGGAUGUCGUCCCUGAUAUUCAAACUAUCGGUAAAGGUCUCGGGGGCGGGUAUGCGCCCGUUUCUGGAAUUCUCAUCAGUGACUCCAUCGUGCAGACUAUGGAUAAGGGAACGGGUGUGUUCCGUCAUGGACAAACAUACCAGGGCCACCCUAUUUCGUGUGCUGCAGCAUUGGCUACACAAAAGACUAUUCAACAGGAGUCUCUUCUAGACAAUGUUCGAUCCAUGGGUGCUUACCUUGAGCACGAACUCCGCCAGCGAUUUGAAGGCCACCCGUAUGUUGGUGACAUCCGAGGCAAGGGACUAUUCUGGGGAAUUGAAUUUGUCAAAGAUAAGACUUCAAAAGAACCAUUCGACCCUAGCACUCGACUCUCGUUUCAUAUACAAGAAAAGGGUCUGGAACCAGGAUAUUCCAUUUCUCUCUACGGCUGCUCAGGUACUAUUGAUGGCAUUAGGGGUGAUCAUGUCAUACUUGCACCUCCUUACAAUGUCUCCAAGGAGGAAAUUGACAUCAUUGUGGAUGUCUUUGGGAAAGUGGUAUCAGUUGUGCUUAAAGAUUUAGACUUGUAA